AUGGCAGUCCUUAAACUAGCAGAAUCAUUGUCCGCCUCUUCAUCAUCUUCUUCUUCUCAUUCAAAAAACAAUAAUAAAACACAACUCUCGCGGUGGCUCACGUGGAAUUAUAAUUUCGACAUUGACAAACAUCUCAACCCCUACAUUCUCAGUGGUCCUCGUCUCAUCCGCCGCUUUCCCGAUCGAAUCCGUCAUUUUCUAGGCUAUAGAAAUGAACUCAAAACUGAAAAGGAGUCGGAUCUAGUGAUAUGGCUAUUAGCAUUCGUAGGAGCUUUUGUUGGUGUCCUGGUGCUAGAGGCAGUGUUUAUGCACUGGCCUGAAGCUAUCUCCUUGGGUUGUCCAAUAAUCAUAGGGUCCUAUGGUGCAGCCGCAAUCCUUCUGUACAACGCUAUCGACUCGCCACUCUCACAACCGCGAAAUGCAUUCUUUGGCCAGCUCAUAUCCGCACUCACUGGUAUAGUAGUGUCGAAACUAUUCGCCUACCACCCGCGCUUCGAGACCGAAUAUGUAUGGCUCGCAGGAGCACUUUCUUGCGCGCUUGCGAGUGUAUUGAUGGGCGUUACGAAAACUGUGCAUCCUCCAGCUGGGGCAACGGCGCUGCUGGCUGCGGUAGAUGAUAGGGUACGACACAUGGGCUGGUUCUUGGUGCCAGUCGUUGUUAUAAGCAGUGGGUUAAUGAUUUCUGUGGCGCUGGUAUUGGGAAACAUCCAGAGGACGUAUCCUAGGCAUUGGUGGACUGCUGGAAUGGUCGGAAAGGAUCUGAGGGCAUCGAGAAGACAGAAAGACGUCGAAGUAGGGUCGGAGAAGGUUGAGAGGGAGCAGACGGCUGAAAGUGAACUUGGAGAGGAGGGAGUUGUGAUUGAGAGGGAUAGAAUCCAAUUGCCGGAGUGGUUGGUGUUGGGAGAGGUCGAGAGGGAUGUCCUGGAGACUGUGAGAGGCAGAAUCCAGGCGUAUCAUGAUGAUGCACAGGCGGACCGGCUGAGUCGAAUGGCAUCGGAUGAUUCAGAGCUCACGCUAUGA
Morchella importuna is the source of this 1020-nucleotide messenger RNA. RefSeq lists its product as uncharacterized. The record is from RefSeq and is a predicted model, not a curated record. The transcript has 2 exons. Lineage: Eukaryota; Fungi; Ascomycota; Pezizomycetes; Pezizales; Morchellaceae. The coding region runs from base 1 to 1020 and encodes 339 amino acids.